Sphenostylis stenocarpa is the source of this 1047-nucleotide messenger RNA. The record is from the annotation of a GenBank genome assembly. Lineage: Eukaryota; Viridiplantae; Streptophyta; Magnoliopsida; Fabales; Fabaceae.
AUGAAGACCACUGUUAUAGACCUUAUGGCCAGUGAUGCUUUCAUCAUACAAUCACAGACCCACAUAUUAGUUGGUUUCACUGUUUCCUUGUUCAUGUUACACUCUGCAUCAGUGUCCCAGCAAUGUAUGGUUACCUACAAAUUUGGGUUUCAACAAGUCCAAAAUUCUGAGUUUACAGUUUCGUCCAAUCUUUGCAUGGGAACCAAAAUUGAUUAUUCCAUAAAUCUUCUAGCAACCCUUGUGGACAGCAGCAACUUAGCUGUGGGUGGAGUGGAUGUCUGGGAGCAUUAUCAGAACAAGCAUCAAAGGACUGGAAUAAAAAAAUUGCAAGGUCCCAUGGAUAGGAUGCUUGACAGAAACAACGUAGAGUCCAUCAAAAAGACAAUGCAGAUGCAUGAGGACAUCUUCAAACACCAGGUUAGAGAGCUACACCGGGUAUACAAUGUGCAAAAGAUGCUGAUGGAUGAGCUCAAAAAUGAAACUAGACAACAGAAAUUUUGGAACCACCGGAAUGAGAUAGAUUUAAGCCAUCCACAUAUCAUUAAACAGCAACAUCAAAUAACACAUAUUUCACACAAGCCUGAUUUCCAUGUACAAAAUUUGAGAGAGGAUAUAUGGUCAAGAGAAAAGGGUAGAAUCUUGUCAGACACCAUACAGAUGCAAAGAGGUUUUGAUCUUGAAAGGCCUGCUGAGGAGGACAUUUUUUCUCAAGCGCGUGGCUUUGAUGAAGGUGAGCCAGGGCCUAGCUCCCACGCUGCAUUUCAGAGUUGUAAGAUAAGUACUGGUGGCUAUGAUGAAGAAAUGGAAGUGGAUUUGACACUAAGUAUAGGAGGUAGUCAAGUUAAUAAAAGUUCUCAAUUACCUCAGUUAGCAUGCUCAAACUCAAACAAUGGGAAAACUAGGAAGCUGAAUUCAUCUGCUUCCUUCAAAUCAGAUAGAACAGGAGAAUGCAGUGACCCUACCACCCCAAUGAGUAGCUCCACUGUGACAUUUACUCGGGAAGGAAAGGGGCCACAUUGGCUUUCUCAAGGUCUAAAGCUUAAAUAG